CAUUUUCCGGCACGAACGAUAGUCGAUAGGGUUUUUUCUUCAGUUCAUGCGAAGACUUGCAUCAACCAACCUGCUUUCUUUUCUUCGUUGCCGCCCCCAUUAUCGUUUCUUUACCUCUAACUUGAAUCUAAAGCAAAAAGAAAUAAUGUUGGACAUCAAUUUGUUCAGAGAGGAUAAAGGAGGUAACCCUGAAUUGAUUAGAGAAUCUCAACGCCGUCGUUUUGCCGACGUUGCAAUCGUCGAUGAGAUUAUCAAGCUCGAUCAGGAAUGGCGGAAACGUCAAUUUGAGCUUGAGAGUUUACGGAAGGAUUUCAAUCGGAUUAAUAAAGAAGUGGCACGGUUGAAGAUUGCUGGUGAGGAUGCAUCUGAGAUGAUAAGGAGUACCGAAGAGAACAAGAAGUCUAGUGCAGAAAAAGAUGCGGAAGUUCAAGAAGUUAAGGCUGCAUUGUAUGCGAAAUUGGAAUUGAUAGGAAACCUGGUUCAUGAUUCAGUCCCUGUUAGCAAGGAUGAGGCCAAUAAUGUUGUUAUUAAAACUUGGGGAGAAAGGCGUGUCGAGCCAAAGCUCAAAAACCAUGUUGAGCUCGUUGAGCUGCUUGGAAUUGUAGAUACAAAGAAAGGAUCCAAUGUUGCUGGUGGUAGAGGUUUUUACUUGAAAGGUGAUGGUGUGCUUCUUAAUCAAGCUUUGAUAAACUUUGGUCUUGCUUUUCUAUCAUCCAAGGGAUAUACACCUUUGCAGACUCCGUUCUUCAUGAGAAAAGAUAUCAUGGCAAAAUGUGCACAAUUAGCCCAAUUUGAUGAAGAGCUUUACAAGGUAACAGGUGAGGGAGAUGACAAGUAUUUAAUUGCCACUGCUGAGCAACCACUCUGUGCUUUUCACUUGGAUGAUUGGAUUCAUCCUUCGCAACUCCCUAUAAGAUAUGCUGGUUACUCGUCAUGCUUUCGAAAAGAGGCAGGUUCUCAUGGACGAGAUACUCUUGGAAUUUUCCGAGUACAUCAGUUCGAGAAAGUUGAACAAUUUUGCAUGACUAGUCCAAAUGGGAAUGAUUCCUGGGAAAUGCACGAAGAGAUGUUAAAAAACUCGGAAGAAUUCUACCAGCAGUUGGGUCUUCCUUAUCAGAUAGUGUCCAUUGUUUCUGGUGCCCUGAAUGAUGCUGCAGCAAAGAAAUAUGAUUUGGAAGCUUGGUUCCCUGCAUCUAGCACAUUCCGAGAGUUGGUGUCAUGUUCGAACUGUACAGACUACCAGUCUAGGAGAUUAGAAAUUCGUUAUGGGCAGAAAAAGAGUAAUGAACAAACAAAGCGAUACGUCCAUUUGUUGAAUUCUACGCUGACAGCUACUGAAAGAACCUUGUGCUGUAUUCUAGAGAACUAUCAGAGGGAAGAUGGGGUUGAAAUUCCCGAAGUCUUACGACAAUAUGUCUUAGGGAAGACAUUCUUACCUUUCCAGAGCAAACCUGUCCCAGAAGCAAAGGGGAAGAAGUCUAAAGCUUAAGCCUAUGUGCUAUUCCUAUCGAUUGAAAUUGUAAGACUAGUAAGUUUUGACAAGUAAAGAUUGAGAUGCUUGCAAGUAUUGCUUGAUCGUUCGAAGAGGUUUUACCAUGUCAUUUUUUGAUGCUCAAAAAGUCAAAACUGUUGAUGGGUUCAUCUUUUCAAUUUAACCUUAACCAAGGGAUUGUUGCACUUGUAGUAGAGUCGACCAAUAUUUGUUCUUGUACUCAUGUUUUGAUAAUUUAACGUCAUUCUCUUUCAAA
Molecule: messenger RNA, 1748 nt
Organism: Amaranthus tricolor (Joseph's coat)
Lineage: Eukaryota; Viridiplantae; Streptophyta; Magnoliopsida; Caryophyllales; Amaranthaceae
Product: serine--tRNA ligase-like
Exons: 9
Coding region: 47-1489 (480 amino acids)
Biological process (GO): seryl-tRNA aminoacylation
Cellular component (GO): cytosol
Molecular function (GO): tRNA binding; ATP binding; serine-tRNA ligase activity
Source: RefSeq, a predicted model, not a curated record